GGAAAAUGGCUAGCUAGCUAGCGAGAUGUUUUUUUUGUUCUUCGGCAAUGUAUCAAUACAACAAUGUUAUUAUAGCAUAAUCGUUGUGGCACGGGAACAUUUGUAGCAAGUCAUCGCGUUAAUAUAAAUGUAUACAUUGUGUCAUGUUUGCUUGUGUUGGCAUGAAUUGUCUGGCCCGGGCAUUUACAAGGUCAAUUAGAGAAAACAGCUCGUGGUAACACUGUUCUAACAUGUCAUUCAUGAAGGACCAGUGCUAUCCGGGGUCCAUUGGACGUCCCUGCCCUUGAUCGUGAAUCUCAGUUCGAUUACACACUAUCCUCUCACCAUUACAACAGAGGUUCGUUUAUCUAUAUCGGGUCCGGAUGGGAGAGCCCUAGGUUAAUUUCGGAAUUUAUAUCUGUAUUUGUGAUAAUGAUUUCCCUUUGUAGCCAAUUCAAUUUGGUGACAGAAUUUUAAGUUUUAAUCACUUAAUAAUUCAUAAGCCAUAUAGCUAUCAGUAAAAACGUGUAUUAACGGGAAGGUCUUAGUUCACACAAGAAAAGGUAGACUAUCAUUAUCAUCCCUGCAUGAGAGAAAUAAGAAAAUAUCUUAAAGAUAUGUGGGUUUUUGGUAACAGAAUUAAAGGAAUACUUCGGGAUUUUGGCAAUGAGGCCAUUCAUCUACUCCUCACGAGUCCGACGAACUCGUGGAUACCGUUUUUAUGUCUCCGUGUCCAGUAUGAAGGUAGUUUCGUGAGCCAAUGCUAACUACCGUUAGCGCAAUGAAUGGAAGUCUAAUGGGUAUAUAGACUUUCAGUCAUUGCGCUAUCGCUAGGUAGCAAUUGUGCUAGUUAGCAACUUCCUUCAAACUGUACGCAGAUAAAUAAAAUGGUAUCUAUAAGUUCUGACUGAGGAAGUAUAUAAAGAGCCUCUGCCAAAAUCCCGAAGUAUUCCUUAAAGGUCCAGGGCAAUGUUUCUUAAACGUACACAAGGCAAAUAAUUUCUCAAUAACUAAAUAUUUAAGUUAUUAGUUGGCAGGGGUCUUCAGCAUUGUUAUGUUUUGAUGUAUUUCUUGCACCUGUUUAAAGGGAUAUUUAGGCAACGAGGCCCCUUUAUCUACAUCCCCAGAGUCGGAUGAACUCGCGGAUUUUUUCGAGACAAUCCUAACUAGCGUUUGCGCAAUGACUCGAAGUCUAUGGUAUCUGCUAUCAUACUAGCAGAUACCACAGACUUGACUGGAAAUCAAUGGCAGGGUUUCCCAAACUCGGUCCAAAUAUAAAAGCCUUUGCUUAUCCCUAACUUUUAGGAUGGAAAAUCUUUGAGGUGGUUACAUAUGCCGUAAUUUCUCAAAUAUAGACUCCUAACUUUCAUUUGACACCAGAUUUAACAUGCUCCCAUGAACUUCACAUGUGCUUUUCAAUUAACGGUGUGUUUUACUAUCUCAACCCGCUUCAGAUGCUGACAGACUUGGGUGGGGCUGUUUUGGAUGACACGCAGUGAAAUAACAGAAGAUAUUCUGUUAUAACAGAAGAUAUCUACUCAACCUAGGGAUUCAGGUCACAAUGACCAAGCCUGACUCGAAGAGGAGCAGCAUGGCGCUUGUCACUGGCAAACCUGCCAAUGCUGCGGAGGAGCAGGUCAAUAAUGUCUCAUCGGACCCGUCAGUGUCCGGUUCUCCCCACCACGCAGUGACCCCGGCGACUCCAACCAAACACAAAUCUGCUAAACAAGUUUCCCGAGACAACCUUUCUAGGCGAAACACGGAGUCUGAAGUAUUCGAUGACGGAACCAACACCUUUUUCUGGAGAGCACAUACAGUCACUGUGCUGUUCAUUCUCACAUGCGUGUUGGUCUAUGUCACUCUGUUGGAGGAGACACCCCAGGAUACGACGUACAACACUAAAAGAGGGAUCGUGGCCAGUAUCCUUGUGUUCCUCUGCUUUGGAGUGACUCAAGCCAAAGAUGGCCCGUUCACCAGACCACAUCCAGCAUACUGGCGCUUCUGGCUGUGUGUCUCCGUUGUCUACGAGCUAUUCCUUAUCUUUGUGCUAUUCCAGACGGUCCGUGAUGGGAGACAGUUUAUGAAGUACAUUGACCCCAAACUGGGGGUAGCCCUGCCGGAGAGGGACUAUGGCGGCAACUGCCUCAUCUACGACCCGGGGAACACUACCGACCCCUGGCAUAACAUCUGGGACAAGAUGGAUGGCUUUGUCCCAGCGCACUUUCUUGGCUGGUAUAUUAAGACACUUGUGAUCAGAGACUGGUGGAUGUGUAUGAUCAUCAGUGUGAUGUUUGAGUUCCUGGAGUACAGUCUGGAGCACCAGCUCCCCAACUUCUCUGAGUGCUGGUGGGACCAUUGGAUAAUGGAUGUGCUGGUGUGUAAUGGCCUGGGGAUCUACGCUGGGAUGAAGACCUUAGGCUGGCUGUCUAUGAAGCCCUACCAGUGGCAGGGGCUGUGGAACAUCCCCACAUACAAGGGGAAGAUCAAGCGCAUGGCCUUCCAGUUCACACCCUACAGCUGGGUCAAGUUUGAGUGGAAGCCUGCCUCCAACCUACGCAGGUGGCUGGCUGUCCUGGGAAUCAUCUUCAUGUUCCUGCUGGCGGAGCUGAACACCUUCUACCUGAAGUUUGUGCUGUGGAUGCCUCCGGAGCACUACCUGGUGUUGCUUCGCCUCGUCUUCUUUGUCAACGUGGGCGGCGUGGCCAUGAGGGAGAUCUACGACUUCAUGGACGACCCGAAGUUCUAUAGGAAGCUGGGGCAGCAGGCUUGGCUGGUGGCAGCCAUCACCGUGACCGAGUUCCUCAUCGUAGUCAAAUACGACCCCAGGACCAUCAUGCUGCCCAUCCCCUUCUUUGUCACCCAAUGCUGGUUCCUGGGCAUCGUCCUCAUCCUCAGCUGGACAUUGUGGCGCUUCUUCAUCCGUGACAUCACUCUCCGCUACAAAGACGCUCGCCGACGGAAGCAGGAGGUCACGGGGGACUGCGGCCGUCCCCAUGGCAACGGUGGCACGGCAACCCCGUCGGGACGCGGCAACGGUGGCACGGCAACCCCGUCGGGACGCAGCAAACUCAACGGCAUCUCCGAGUCACUCCGACACAGGAAGUCCUGAGAGGCGGAGCCUGCCGCUGGUAGGGGGUGGGGAAAGGGACAAAAAAGAGCCGCGCUGCAGCGCCAUACACACACACACACAGGUCACCUGGAUCACAAGUGUAGAGGUGUUAGGAGAGGUGUGUCUGGGGGAAGGGGGAUGUUGUUCCUGUGCCUACCUGAACAAUGUCAUAGUCAUUCCUGUGCUGGCUUUUCACUGUUAACACUAAUCACAGAACAUAACACCGAACAGGGAUUUGGGGUUGUGGUGUCGGCUAGCUAUCCCAUACUACAGGGAUUUACCUCAUGUACGUUUAUUGUGUAAUCGUGCUGGGAACUUUACGGGCGGCGAUUUUCUUAUUCUGUUAUGAGUUGAAAUUGAAUUGGGUCAAAUAUGAUUAUUGUUUUUGUUUGCGAAACUGGGAUCACAAAGGGUAUUGGGUUGGGACAGAUGAUAGAUUUUGUUUUCACCAUGGCAGAAUUAUGUUAACUUAAAAUGUAAUCAGGAUGAAGCAAGGGUUGGGAGGGAGAGGAGCAGAACCCCCAAGGGGCCAGCAGACAUACUUACUUACAAGCUAAACAACAGCCAAAGCUUUGAACUCAUCCCUGCUCAAGCCAUAUUCUGCUAAAGCAGGGUUUCCCAAACUCGGGCCCGGGACCCCCCCCCUGGGUGCAUGUUUUUCCUCUUAACACUACACAGCUGACUCAAAUGAUCACAGCCCGAUGAUGAGUUGGUUAUUUGAAUCAGCUGUGUAGUGCUAUGGCAGAAACAGAACGUGCACCCAGGGGGCGUAACCAGGAUGGAGUUUGGGAAACCCUGGUCUAAACCAUUUGGGUUGUGCCACUCAACCUGCGCUCGGGCAAUUAAGUCAACCGUGCAACCGUUAUAUCAUAGUAACGUGUGGUAAUGAUGGCUGUAACAUGACAGAUGAUGGUAUUCGAACCAAAUUGGACUCAAAGGAGGGAUGCAAAGCCGGCCCCCCCAAAAAAAGCUUUAAAUACAGAAUGAACGUCUGUACAAUUCUAAAUGUCCUUAAAGAAUGCGGGGCGCACACACAGCCAUUGGAGAAAUGUUAACCAUGUCUGACACACCUGUUUUUAAUUAGGCUCUUUAAGGUCUUAAUUAAUCACACUGGCGUCAUUCAUGGGGAAACGCGUCUCGGAAUAGCCAAAAGCCAGGUGACGGGUACCAAUUAGCGUGGGCUUUCAAGUUGAAGUGGUAGCUACAGUAUUACAUAACCCGUUGCCCCUCGCCGCACUGUUUGUUCAUCACGGGCGAAUAUCGAGCCGAGAUGACACGAAGGGACUUCUUUUUGCGUGGAGAGGUGUCCACAUUGUGGAUGUUGGCUACAGACUGAAUCCACUUGUGUUGGCGAUCACCUUCCCAAUAAAUGAGGGAGAGAAAAAAGCACAUCACAAAGAUGAGACUAAAAUGGGCAGUCUUUCUUUGCACUGCUCAGAGCUCGAUGGUGACUCUUGCUGGGACAUGAGCUUCGGCACCUUGGUUCCGUCUGUAAUUACAAGCGCCAUCCGGUGUAAAAUAACUAGUUGUGAGUCGCAAUAGGUAUUACAGUGUGUAUGUCACUGGAUGGAGAGUAGAGGACUUGUGCUAAAAUUGUUCCAAACCGCCUGUUGACCUAGAACAUGCUUAAUGCCAUUUAUAAUAUAUUGUGAAUGUAAUACCAGCAGCUCUAAACCUUAAAUGAAGGCGGCUUCUCAUUAAACACCAAUUAUUUAACAUGUUAUGUGGUGGUUAUAAACUGGGCUGUAGUGCAACUUAGAGUCGGAGAGGAGUUUAUCGCCAUUUGAAGUCUACAUAUAUAUAUUUCUCAAAAGUUUCCUUUUUUUAAAUUGUAAUGCUUUCCCUCUCUCCUUCCAGAAAUGUUUCUGAACAUUUUGCAUAUAUGUAUGUAUAGUGUAUAUGUGUGAUGUAUGUGUCUAUAUAUGUAUGUAUAUGUGUAUACAUGUAUGUAUGUGUGUGUCUGUCUGUGCACAGUACCAGUCAAAAGUUCGGACACCUACUCAUUCAAGGGUGUUUCUUUAUUUUUACAAUUUUCUACAUUGUAGAAUAAUAGUGAAGACAUCAAACUAUGAAAUAACGCAUAUGGACUCAUGUAGUAACCCAUUUUUGUUUUUUAACAAAUCAAAAUAUAUUUUAGAUUCUUCAAAGUAGCCACCCUUUGCCUUGAUGACAGCUUUGUACACUCUUGGCAUUCUCUCAACCAGCUUCACCUGGAAUGCUUUUCCAACAGUUUUGAAGGAGUUCCCACAUAUGCUGAGUACUUGUUGGCUGCUUUUCCCUUCACUCUGCUCAUCCCAAACCAUCUCAAUUUGCUUGAGGUCGGGUGAUGGUGGAGGCCAGGUCAUCUGAUGCAGCACGCCAUCACUCUUGGUCAAAUAGUCCUUACACAACCUGGAGGUGUGUUGGGUCGUUUGUCCUGUUGAAAAACAAAUGAUAGUCCCACUAAGUGCAAACCAGAUGGGAUGGUGUAUCACUGCAGAAUGCUGUUGUAGCCAUGCUGGUUAAGUGUCUCUUGAAUUUAAAAUAAAUCGGACAGUGUCACCAGCAAAGCACCAUAACACCAGUUCCGUGCUUUACGGUGGGAAAUACACAUGCGUAGAUAAUCCGUUCACCCACACCGUGUCUCAAAAAGAAACGGCGGUUGGAACCAAAAAUCUCCAAUUUGGACUCCAGACCAAAGGACACAUUUCUACCGCUCUAAUGUCCAUUGUUCAUGUUUUUUGGUCCAAGAGAGUCUCUAAUUCUUAUUGGUGUCCUUUUAGUAGUGGUUUAUUGACACCAAUUCAUCCAUGAAGGCCUGAUUCACACAGUCUCCUCUAAACAGUUGAUGUUGAGAUGUCUGUUACUUGAACUCUGAAGCAUUUAUUUGGGCUGCAAUUUCUGAGGCUGGUAACACUCAGGAUCGUCCAUUCCUGUGGCAGUCCUCAUGAGAGCCAGUUUCAUCAUAGCUCUUGAUGCACUUUGAAGAAACUUUUAAAGUUCUUGAAAUGUUCCGUAUUGACUGACCUUCAUGUCUUAAAGUAAUGAUGGACUGUCGUUUCUCUUUGCUUAUUUGAGCUGUUCUUGCCAUAAUAUGGACUUCGUCUUUUACCAAAUAGGGCUAUCUUCUGUAUACCACCCCUACCUUGUCACAACAUAACUAAUUGGCUCAAAGGCAUUAAAAAGGAAAGAAAUUUCACAAAUUAACUUUUAACGAUGCACCCCUGUUAAUUGAAAUCUGUUCCAGGUGACUACCUCAUGAAGCUGGUUGAGAGAGUGCCAAGAGUGUGCAAAGCUUUCAUCAAGGCAAAGGGUGGUUAUAUUUUGAUUAGUUUGACAGUUUUGGUUACUACAUGAUUCCAUAUGUGUUAUUUCAUAGUGUUGAUGUCUUCAUUAUUAUUCUACAAUGUAGAAAAUAGUAAAAAAUAAAGAAAAACCUUUGAAUGAGUAGGUGUUUUAAAACUUCUUACCGGUAGUGUGUACACGGUGCCUUUGGAAAGUAUUCAGACCCCUUGACCUUUUCCACAUUUUAUGUUACGGCCCUAUUCUAAAAUGGAUUAAAGAUUUUUUAUUUUAUUUUGCAAUCUACACACAAUACCUCAUAAUGUCAAAUGUAUAAAUAAAAAAACUGAUGCCUUAUUUAAGUAUUCAGACCCUUUUCCAUGAGACUCGAAAUUGAGCUCAGGUGCAUCCUGUUUCCAUUGAUCACAUGCACUGUCAACUGUGGGACCUUAUUUAGACAGGUGUGUGCCUUUUUCAAAUCCUGUCCAAUUAAUUGAAUUUACCACAGGUGGACUCAAUCAAGUUGUAGAAACAUCGAGGAUGAUCAAUGGAAACAGGAUGCACCUGAGCUCAAUUUCGUGUCUCGUAGCAAAUGGUCUGAGUACUUAUGUAAAUAAGGUAUUUCGUUUUUUAUUUGUAAUACAUUUCUAAAAACCUGUUUUCACUUUGUCAUUAUGGGGUAUUGUGAGUGUGUGUAGAUUGAUGAAGGCUGUAAUGUAACAAUGUGGAAAAAGUCAAGGGCUCUGAAUACUUUCCAAAUUAGUUUUUUUAAAUUGGUUUCAGAACAUUUUUGCCCCAUUUGAAUGUGCAGGCUGCCUGUACAAAGUACAACAAAAAAACACUGUUUAGCUGAAGUAUCCCUAAUUCUGUACCUGUUUUCUUGUACUAUGUCAUAUGUUGGAGUGUCUUGAAGAUGACACUAAGAAUUUCGUUUUAUUUUUUAUUAUUUUAGGCGUGGGCCUGGGAAUUCAGUCUACCGUGCCCGUUGCUAAGGAUCAGAAUUUCAAUCCAGGAAACUGAUGAUUGAAAUUCAAAGUAUUGGCUUGAUAAUUGUUGUUUUCUAUGUUUACUUUUCAAAUGACGGCACUGAAAUGGGAUUGAUCCCCAAACCUGCUUAUUCUCCAAAAGCCGACCCCAAGCAACAGAGACUAGAGCCUGGUUUCAAUGAUGGACUCUUUCGGCAUAGAGGAACUAUGCCACUGCCUACGUUGAUAGGGGGGGGGGGGAAUCUGGGGACUCUCCCAACUAAUCACGAGGCAGACAUGCCAAAACUUUGUGAAUCAAAAGUUGCCGCCAAAAUCUAUUUAGUAUUUUAUUCAAGGGGAUAAAGUAGUGGCAUAAGCAGUGAUGUAGUUCCUCUAUGCCAAAAGAGACCAUCAUUGAAACCAGAACCUAGUCAUUGACCACUUUUACAUGCGCACCAAUAUCCCGUUAUUAUUCAGGAUACUGAAGUGUACUGUUUUUGAGUGUAUGCAUAUGAACGUCAUAUCCCAUUUAUAAUAACCUGAAAAGGCUUGUAUCUCGGUUAUGAGGAACCCGGAUAAGGUGUCUGGGAUAUGCUGAUCUUAGACGGGAUAUUGGGACAUGUAUCCUGUUUACUGGUGUUUUUGGUGGAGUGCAGAGGCUCAAUUUUGCAAAUCACGGGUGACGUGUGAUAUUUUCAUUUGGUUUGUCAAAUCACUUCCAAAAGGUAGGCUACCUGCACAGUUCGUACAACCAAAAUAAUUCAAUCAUCGUUUAUUUUGCCGAUUUUCCGUACUAAACUCGAGAGAUUUAUAAAUAAAAAAAAAAUUUUUAAAGUAGUAUUAAAAAGUAUAAUAUUAAUAUUCUUCACUCUUGUUUCCAAGACAUUUGUUGUAUAAUUUUACUGCUAGUGUUAGUAUUAUAUUGCACUGCAUGUGAGAGGUUAUAGGCCCUCCUGUCAGUCUGUGUUUCUGUUACAAUUCCAUUUAACCUAUAACUUAAAUGAAGAAUAUUCAGUUUAUUCAUUCCAGAAUAAGACCUUAAGCGGGAUAUGAGCUACUAUCUGGAAUACUGUGCGCAUGUAAAUUUGGUCACUGUGCUGCCUAGGGUCGUGUUUCCGAGACUAAGAUCUGUUUGACUUGCCUAGUUAAAUAAAGGUAAACAUUUUAAAAAAGGCCUAUAGCGUGGUGUCGGGUAAGUGAACUCCCACUCUUAGACACAAGAGGGCAGCAGAUCCCUUCUGUCACAGCAUCUGCCUGUGCAGUUGGUCUGAGAGGGCUGUUAAAGCCAUUUUCUACCGUUUGAAUAAAUGUGAACAUGUAAAGGAUAAUAAACAAAAAAUGAAAUGCUGCUGUCGCAUGUUAUUUUAUAAAGUUUUCAAUAAAAUCUAAUGAAAAAUUUGAA
Salvelinus fontinalis (brook trout) is the source of this 8716-nucleotide messenger RNA. RefSeq names its product phosphatidylserine synthase 2 (gene ptdss2). The record is from RefSeq and is a predicted model, not a curated record. The coding region runs from base 1541 to 3088 and encodes 515 amino acids. The transcript is spliced from 12 exons. Gene Ontology annotation, biological process: phosphatidylserine biosynthetic process. Gene Ontology annotation, molecular function: L-serine-phosphatidylethanolamine phosphatidyltransferase activity. NCBI's taxonomy places the organism in Eukaryota, Metazoa, Chordata, Actinopteri, Salmoniformes, Salmonidae.